Messenger RNA from Melospiza georgiana, 2921 nucleotides. It is a transcript of the gene KCNG4, whose product is annotated as potassium voltage-gated channel modifier subfamily G member 4. Gene Ontology annotation, molecular function: delayed rectifier potassium channel activity. Bases 109 to 1644 code for a protein of 511 amino acids. The transcript is spliced from 3 exons. The record is from RefSeq and is a predicted model, not a curated record. NCBI's taxonomy places the organism in Eukaryota, Metazoa, Chordata, Aves, Passeriformes, Passerellidae. Gene Ontology annotation, cellular component: membrane; voltage-gated potassium channel complex. Gene Ontology annotation, biological process: potassium ion transmembrane transport; protein homooligomerization.
CCGGGUGCGGCAGGUGAGCAUCACCUGCGGGGCAGCCCCGCUCCCGCCUGCUCCGCCGAUCCCCCUGCUCUGAUGCCGCUCUGGAUGUCCCGGUGAGAACUCUUAGAGAUGCCUAUUCUCUCCAGAGGCAGUGACCAAGACUAUAGCAACAUUAGCUACAACUCCUGCAAUUCCUUGAGCCACUUGUUUCCCAUCUGCGUGGAAACCCCUUCUGUCAAGGGGGUCCAUUACCAGAGAGCCAGGAGGAUUCACCACCCUGACCAAGUGUCUGCAGUCGACCUGAAGACAGAGAUCAUGAUCAACGUUGGGGGCAUCAAAUACUUGCUGCCUUGGAGUACUUUGGACGAGUUUCCCCUGACCAGACUGAGCAAACUGAAGCUUUGCAGCAGCUAUGAAGAGAUCAUCCAGCUGUGUGACGAUUACGACGAGGACACCCACGAGUUCUUCUUUGACAGGAACCCCAACGCUUUCGGGAUGAUUGUCAGCUUCCUCGCAGCAGGGAAGCUGAUGCUCUUGAGAGACAUGUGUGCCUUGUCUUUCCAGGAGGAGCUCAGGUACUGGGGCAUUGAGGAAUCCAACCUGGAGAACUGCUGCUUUCGGAAACUCUUCCAGAAGCUGCAGGAGCUGGCCGAGAUCCGCAAAGAAGAAGAGCUCCGGAGGAGCAAGGAGGCUUCGUGUGUCUUGGAUGAGAAAACCAGGUUUGGGCAGUUCAUGAACAGGCUCAGAGAUAUGGUGGAAAAUCCCCAGUCAGGACUGCCAGGCAAAGUCUUUGCUUGUCUCUCCAUCCUCUUUGUGGCCACCACAGCCGUCAGCCUUUGCGUGAGCACAAUGCCAGACUUGAGAGCUGAAGAAGACAGGGGCGAGUGUUCCCAGAAGUGCUAUUACAUCUUCGUCAUCGAGACCAUCUGCGUGGCUUGGUUCUCCCUGGAGUUCUGCCUCCGCUUCAUCCAGGCCAGGAGCAAGUGUCAGUUCUUCAAAGGACCCCUGAACAUCAUCGACUUCUUGGCCAUUUCCCCUUACUACGCCUCCCUCAUCUUCUCCGAGGACGACUCCAGCGAGGAGGAGGACAGGCCGAGCAGCAACACGUACCUGGAGAAGGUGGGCCUGGUGCUACGGGUUUUACGUGCCUUGAGGAUCCUGUACGUCAUGCGCCUUGCCCGCCACUCGCUGGGCCUGCAGACCCUGGGCCUCACCGUGCGCAAGUGCACGCGGGAGUUCGGGCUGCUGCUGCUCUUCCUGUGCGUGGCCGUCACCCUCUUCUCCCCCCUGGUGUACCUGGCUGAGAAUGAGUCAGGCAGGGUGCUGGAAUUCACCAGCAUCCCUGCCUCCUACUGGUGGGCCAUCAUCUCCAUGACCACCGUGGGCUACGGGGACAUGGUGCCGCGGAGCGUGCCGGGCCAGAUGGUGGCUCUGAGCAGCAUCCUCAGCGGGAUCCUCAUCAUGUCCUUCCCCGCCACCUCCAUAUUCCACACCUUCUCCCACUCCUACUCCGAGCUGCGCAAGGAGCACGAGCGGUUGCAGUCGCGGCUGAGCCGAGCCAAGAGCGCCAACCGCGCUGGGGAAAGUGACACCUUCAACGAGACGGACAGCCUGAUCCUGGAGGGACAGGCCUCCCCCAUCAAAUACAUCUACACAGGGAACUGAGCCUGGAGACCAUAUCAAACACAUCUGCACAGGGAACUGGGCCUGGUGUUCUCCUCAAACACAUCUACAUGGGGAACUGGGCCAGGCCUGCCCCAUCAAAUACAUCUGCACAGGGAACUGAGCUGGGAACCACAUCAAAUGUAUCUGCACAGAGACCUACCUGGGCCUGGAGAUCCCAUCAAAUACAUCUACACAGGGAACUGAGCCUGGAGACCAUAUCAAACACCCCUACACAGGGAACUGGGCCUGGUAUCCCCCUCAAACACAUCUACACAGGGACCCGGGCCUGGUGUCUCCCAUCAAACACAUCUACACGGGGACCUGGGCCUGGAAACCCCAUCAAACACAUCUACAUAGUGACCUGGGCCAUCUACACAGUGACCUGGGCCUGGAGACUACAUCAAACACAUCUACAUGGGGACCUGGGCCUGAUAUCCCCCUCAAACAGAUCUACACAGGAACCUGGGCCUGGUAUCCCCCAUCAAACACAUCUACACAGGUUAGUGAGCCUAGUAUCCAUAACAAAUACAUCUACACAGGGAACUGAGCCUGAAACCACAUCAAACACCUCUACACAGGGACCUGGGCCUGGAGACACCAUCAAACACAUCUACACAGGGGUCUGAGCCUGGUCUGGCCCGUUCCCAAAACCACAGACAGAAAUGUGCACGUGUACAUCAGCAAAACACACAAAGCAAAACAACAGCACAGGUUACAGUGCUAUCCUCUCUCCUGGCAUAGGUAUAAGCAGCAGCCAACCCAACAAAGCCAGCUCCAAAAAAUCCCCGUGGAGCUGGAGGUUGGGAGAAUGUAAAAAAGCCAGAGUUUAUUCAGUGAUAAAUGCUCAUUCUUCUCUAUGACUACUAAGAAUAAACUUUGUCUCUACCACUCAUGCAUCUUGCUGAAUACCUAACACUGAAUGAGUAACAAACAAACCAGCUUCUGUUGGCACAAACACACUUGUUAUUUCAUUUGCCUUUGAGUUUCCAGUGUUCUUGCAAUGAAUUUCCUGAGCCAGGCGUUAGGACACAUUCUUUCAGGGCUACACACCAGUGUGGUUAUCCACAGCUCAUCCACCAGGCAUACAGACACAAAUCCAAAUUCUGUAUUUAAAGCCAGUAACAAGCUUAAAAUAAAAAUAAAACUGCUGUAUGUGACAGCUUUCAAAGUUUGCCUGUAGCCAGAUGAUCAAUCUGUACCUAACAAAUUGCACUGCUUUGUAUAAAACACUGUUUGCAAGAGCAUUUGCUUGAAAUGCAGUUGUGGUCUGCAGACUG